Messenger RNA from Pelodiscus sinensis (Chinese soft-shelled turtle), 6442 nucleotides. The record is from RefSeq and is a predicted model, not a curated record. NCBI's taxonomy places the organism in Eukaryota, Metazoa, Chordata, Testudines, Trionychidae.
UUUCGCUGACAAAGGCAGAUAAUGCUGGCGUUUUUCACCUUGGAUGGGAACCGAGGAGAGGGCUCUCGGAGAACACGGUGGAUGUCCACAGAGGCAGGCUUUGCUCCGGGAGGCAGGGUUGGUGGGUUUAAAAUUACGCUGGAGAACCGAGGGGUCUUGCUAAGAUGACGAUUCCCCUCUUUUUCUCUCGCCUUCCGAGACUCGCGUGGACAUGUUUUUGCUUCUGACUGAAGAGCGCUUUAAGGGGGGGUGGGAGUGGGGGCCGCGCCUAGCGUCGCUUUGAGCUGCGAAAGUUUGCGACUAUUUCUGGAAGAGGGGAAAGCAGCAAUGCCCGUGGACCUAGGGAUCUGUGGAUGCUCCCCAGGCGGAAUCACUAUGUCUUUAUCAGAAGAAGCUGUUUAAAGAGAGAGGAAAACAAGGCAAGCUUCCUAGUUUCUUGCUCGGGGAUCUCUUGCGUGGUAACCUCCAGUCCAAGAAAAUGAGUUCCGGGGCAAGCUGCUGAAUCAAAGGUGGACCUGCGGAGAAAAGCUCAGCAGUUGUGAGACAGCAAAAAGCCUACACAGCAGACACAACAAGAUGAGUUUAGAAAAUGAUGAUAAGAGAGCACGCACACGAUCAAAGUCUAUCCGAGUGCCCACGGAACUCAUCGGACAGGAGGUGAGCUGCCCUACCCCGGGAUGUAAUGGCUCAGGACACAUCCGUGGGAAGUAUGCAAGACACAGAAGUUUACAAAGCUGCCCUCUAGCCAAGAAGAGGAAACUUCAGGAUGCUGAGGCCGAGCACCUGGUGUCCAAGAGAAAAUCCCACCCCCUCAAGCUGGCCCUUGACGAAGGCUACAACGUCGACAGCGAUGGGAGCGAGGAGACGGAGGUGAAGGAGGAGUCCGUCAGCGACGAAUCGGAGGGGACUUUGGAGGAGGAAGAAGCAGAAACGAUAGAGCAGGAGGAGACCCACAGCCCUGAGCCAGCAGAAGUAAGAAGCCCAGCAAAAUCAUCACACUACGGACAUAAUGCAGCCACCAAUACACCUGGCCCUAGCAAGGCUAAUUACAGCAGCUAUCAAGAAAUCAUUGCCAAUUCUCUCCUAAAUCUUGGCCAAAUAGCAGAAGAAACCCUUGCAAUAGAGGGGCAGCUGCCUGAAAAUGAGCUGCAGGUCGCCAAGCCUCCAGUUAAUGUUGUGCACCUGGUCCAUGAAGGGAUAGAAGAAGAGGUGGUUGAGGAGGCAGGUGACAAGGAGAUUAUCAUCCAAACCGAGGAUGCGGAGGAGGUCAUCGAGGUCGCUAGCGAACGGAGCAGUGAAUUGUGUCCGGAGCAUCAGGAUGAUAUGAGCUGUGAGGAGUCCUGCAAGUUGGAGAAGGGCAUUCAGGCAGAAGCAGAAGAAGAGGAGGAAGAAGAAGAGGAAGAGGAGGAAGAGGAGGAGGAAGAAGAAGAGGAUGAAGACGAGGAGGAUGAGGACGAGGAAGAGGACGAAGAGGAGGAGAUGGCACCUGAAGUGAUCUGUGAAGAAACUCCUCAGACGUCUCAGGACUCCCACAAAACCCCACCUGAAUACUCGGUCAUCGUGGAAGUCAGGUCAGAUGAUGACAAAGAUGACGAUGCUCGCUCCCAGAAAUCCGCCGUGACCGACGAGUCCGAAAUGUAUGACAUGAUGACCAGAGGGAACCUGGGGCUGCUGGAGCAGGCCAUUGCCCUCAAAGCCGAGCAGGUGAAGAUCACGAGGGAGCCCAGCCGCCUGCCAGGGGAGCACACAAAGCAUUUCCAGGGGGACGAGAAACAAAACAAACCUUUGGACACCAUCAGAAAAAACUACUACAGCAAAGAUCCCUCAAGACCUGAGAAGCGAGAGAUCAAAUGCCCAACUCCAGGUUGUGAUGGCACCGGUCAUGUCACAGGGCUCUACCCUCACCACCGCAGUCUGUCUGGUUGCCCACACAAAGACAGGAUCCCACCAGAGAUCUUGGCCAUGCACGAGAAUGUGUUGAAAUGCCCAACACCAGGCUGCACAGGACAGGGUCAUGUGAACAGCAAUCGCAACACACACAGAAGUUUAUCUGGGUGCCCCAUUGCCGCUGCUGAAAAAUUAGCCAAAUCUCAUGAAAAGCAACAACCGCAAGCCGGUGACCCCUCUAAAAGUAGCUCCAAUUCUGACCGGAUACUCAGACCUAUGUGCUUUGUGAAGCAGCUGGAGAUUCCUCAGUAUGGAAGCUACAGGCCCAACAUGGUUCCAGCAACCCCUAGGGCCAACCUGGCCAAGGAGCUGGAGAAGUACUCCAAGGUCACCUUCGAUUAUGCAAGUUUUGAUGCUCAGGUUUUUGGCAAACGCAUGCUUGCCCCAAAGAUUCAGACUAGCGAAACCUCACCGAAAGCCUUUAAAUGCUUCGACUACUCUCACGAUGCCGAGGCCGCACACAUGGCUGCCACCGCCAUCUUAAAUCUCUCCACCCGCUGCUGGGAGAUGCCAGAAAAUCUCAGUACCAAGCAGCAGGAUUUUCCCAGCAAGUCUAUGGACAUUGAGGUGGAUGAAAACGGGACUCUGGACUUAAGCAUGAACAAGCACCGCAAACGGGAGAGCGCCUUCCCCAGCAGCAGCAGCUGCAGCAGCAGUCCCAGUGUGAAGUCCCCCGAUGUGUCCCAACGCCAAAAUAGCACGAGUGCCACUAGCAGCACCAUGACCUCACCCCAGUCCAGCCAGACCUCCCGUCAGGAUGAAUGGGAUGGCCCUAUUGACUACACCAAACCAAAUCGUCAGCGGGAGGAGGAGCCAGAGGAGUCAGAGCCCGCAGCCCAUUCUUUUGCUUCCUCUGAAGCAGACGAGCAGGAAGCAUCAGAGGAGAACUUUGAAGAACGGAAAUACCCAGGGGAGGUUACCUUAACCAACUUCAAGCUUAAAUUCCUUCCCAAGGACAUCAAGAAGGAGCUCCUCACUUGCCCUACCCCAGGCUGUGAUGGCAGCGGACACAUCACGGGAAACUAUGCCUCUCACCGCAGCCUUUCUGGUUGUCCUCUUGCUGACAAGAGCCUCAGAAACCUCAUGGCUGCCCACUCUGCUGACCUCAAGUGCCCAACUCCUGGAUGUGAUGGUUCUGGUCACAUAACAGGAAAUUAUGCAUCACAUAGGAGUCUGUCAGGCUGCCCCCGUGCCAAGAAAAGUGGCAUCAAGAUAACCCCCACGAAAGAUGACAAAGAAGACCCGGAGCUGAUGAAGUGUCCGGUUCCUGGUUGUGUUGGGCUUGGACACAUCAGCGGCAAAUACGCCUCUCAUCGCAGUGCAUCGGGGUGUCCUCUGGCAGCCCGCCGGCAGAAAGAAGGAUCACUCAAUGGCUCCUCAUUUUCCUGGAAGUCAUUGAAGAAUGAAGGGCCUACCUGUCCAACCCCUGGCUGUGAUGGCUCAGGUCAUGCCAACGGAAGCUUUCUCACUCACAGAAGUUUAUCAGGGUGUCCCAGAGCUACUUUUGCUGGAAAGAAAGGAAAACUCUCAGGGGAUGAAAUUCUCAACACUAAAUUCAAGACCAGCGAUGUUCUAGAGAACGAUGAAGAAAUUAAGCAGUUAAACAGGGAGAUUACUGAGCUGAAUGAGUCCAACUCAGAGAUGGAAGCUGCCAUGGUGAAGCUGCAGUCACAGAUAUCAUCCAUGGAGAAGAACCUAAGGAACAUUGAGGAGGAAAACAAAAUAAUUGAGGAGCAGAAUGAAGCUCUGUUCUUGGAGCUCUCAGGACUGAGCCAGGCACUUAUCCAAAGUCUUGCCAAUAUCCGCCUUCCACACAUGGAGCCAAUCAGCGAACAGAACUUUGACGCUUAUGUUAAUACCCUUACCGACAUGUACACCAAUCAGGAGUGUUAUCAGAACCCUGAGAACAGGGAUCUGCUAGAAAGCAUUAAACAGGCUGUCAAGGGAAUUCAAGUCUAGUGCCGUGGAUAACACAAAUAAACUGUAAGAAGAUGGAACCUUCACUCCAAGUAUUCAGGUUUACAAGUUAUACAACUUGUCUAAUGAAUGAAAAAAAGGACCAAAAGUUAACCAAGAGGCCAUUUACAAGAAGCAGAACUGAACUGAACUCCAUGUUUUCAUUUACUUAACUUGGACCUUCUUGCAAAGAGUGGGAUUUUUCUACCUGUACCAAGUGGUAGAUGAGGAUGGACAAUGAGACCCUACAAUAGGUUGCAGGGCUUGGUUGCUGAUGGAGAUAAGGCGUCUUUAUGAGUUGCCAGGUUUUACUGAUGAGAAAGAAGGCAUUAUAGCAGAAUUAAUCCAAGGGUUAGUACAUUACAAGAACAGGAUUUUGUCUGGUUGAAACGGGCGUAAACCCUCAUGCUGUCUAUGGCCAUGUGUCCAGAUCACCUACUCACAUAUGAAUUAUGUUAUAUGUUACUGUAAAUGAGAAGCUGGAGCUGCAGGCUACCUGUAAAUCUAAACCUCUGCUGGGCCUCCCACCCCCAAGGUAUUGAAAUAUCCACUGGGUGCGGGAACUCUUAAGUAUUAUAAAGUAGCUUAUUUUUAUUUUCUGAAGAGCGAUUCUGGAUCUCCAGUGGAAAGCGCAAUGGAAAAAAGGUUCUCAGGGAAGCUUUUGAAGUUUGCAACUACAGUAUUCCUUUGUCUGUCUUAAAUAUGAGAAUAGCUAUUAUGAAUAGACGAAUUCCAGAGAUUUCAUACGGAAGAAAUUCUAAAUGUGUCAUGGUCCAGUAUAUAUGAUUUUUUUUGGAAGUCUAUUGGUGGAUGGUUCAGGUUCUUUUCAAUAUUAUGGUUGUUGUUCCAGUAGCACGGCGCUGCCAGUACAGAGAUCAUGCACCAAUGCCAGAGAAAUGUUUCAAGUGAUUAUCAGCAAAAAUGAAAGAUUCAAAUUGAUGGCCAGCAAAGUGCUUAUCUACCAUGGACUGUGGCAGAUUCCUUACAGAUGUACAUAUGGCGAUGGGGUUUUUUUUGUUGUUGUUGUUGGUUUGUUUGGUUUUGGUUUCUAUAUUUUUGUGCAAGGUUACAGAGCCAACGUCAUUCUGCAAAAAGAGCAUUUUGGGUGUGGAUCUUCCAAAGAACCCUUUGGGAAGCAGUUUGAUACGUGCAGCUGACUGUAGAGAUGGGAAUGGCUUUGCACCUUAUUGGGAAUGGCUUUGCACCUCAUUCAUCUCAUUGCAUCGCAUGGCAGAGCACAGUGAUUGAAGGUGGUUUUCACACUGUAAGAAAGAAGUUGGCAGAGAGAGAGAGAGAAAUAUUGGCCUGUCCCAGCCAAUGCUGAAGGCUUAUUUAAUAAACUCAUCUCACAUGCACAUUAACUAUGAUUGAGAAUUCUUUAUCGGCUUGGCGAUGACACUUUGCAGGAGAGAAGCCCCUAGCACCCCAGUACUUGUCACAUAAACCCCCCACUUUCAAUAUCAUUUCCAGUGAGGUGAGGGGUGGCAAGGAAUUUGCUCACCAAUAAUAAAGUGAAGGAUAUUGUGUCGUUAUGAGCCUAAUCCUGCAGACAUUUAGGGGAUAAUGAAAAGUCCAAGGGAAAUAAUGGAAAGAAUCCAGUGGACAUUGGAUCAGAUUCUAAAGUAUGUGAAUAGGUAGGUAGCCCGACUGAAGUCCAUUGGGCACCUCCUGUGAAUAAAUGUAAUCACAUGCUUAAGCGUUUGCAGGAUCCCAGGAAUUCACUUAUGUUAGGACCCAUUCCAAGUGCAAAAAUAAAAUGGAAAAAAAAUGUAAUUUGCUGUGUUAAAAACACAAUUCUUAACAUGUAAAUAGAGUCCAACUUGCUUGUGACUACAAUUCAGUUAGUAUUUAAAAGUAGAGAAAUUGCACUUCCUGGAAGAGAGAGCGAGCGAGGGAAAAGUAGCUAGUUUAAUUAUCCUGUAAAUUAUUUAAUUUUGGCAAGAUGUAUGUUAUUUAUAUUCACAACACCUUAUGUUAACUUUUUGCUAUUUAUUUAACCUUUCUUAUUUAUUAAUUUUAUACUUAUUUUAAACUGGACACCACACCAUGGAAAAGAAAAGAAAAGCAAAAAAUAAAAAAGUAAAACUUUUUUGACCUUAAAUAAAAGAUAUUCCAAAAAAAAAGAAACAAAGGAAAGUAAAAACCCACCUAUCUACAAUUCCUACUUGUAAUUUUGAUGCAACCAAGUUAUUUUUUAUAUAUUUUGUUAUUUAUUCUUUUAACAAUGGGAAUUUUUUAAAGAUAUUUUAUAACUGAGGCAUUUUGAUAAUUUUUGGUUUGUUUUUUUGACGGGGUAGGGACAAUGGGAGGGGAAGAGAGACUUUUAGGGAUUUUGUUUUCAUUCGUAUUGUUUCAGGCACUGAUUAAUGGUAAAUGAAAAGUCUGUAUUUAUUAUUUAUUUAAUAUUUAAGUCAAAAUGAACUGUGCUCUUGUUGUAUAUUUAUUUUGUCAUGUUUCUGUGUUGGUUAUGUGAUGACUGAGUAAUUGUUUAUGUGAAGGAAUACUGUUAAUAUUUAAAUAAUAAAGAGUCACAUUGAAA